Molecule: messenger RNA, 3556 nt
Organism: Fimicolochytrium jonesii
Lineage: Eukaryota; Fungi; Chytridiomycota; Chytridiomycetes; Spizellomycetales; Powellomycetaceae
Exons: 4
Coding region: 297-3383 (1028 amino acids)
Cellular component (GO): cytosol; mitochondrion
Molecular function (GO): heat shock protein binding
Source: RefSeq, a predicted model, not a curated record
CUGGCCGGCAGGCAAUACCUCCGCAUUAUUCACUUCAGCACAACAACGCUCUAUCAUCAUUGCGGUAUUGACCUGCGACUGGUGCGACUUCAACUCGCUGCUCUGUCUGUUGCUGACCUCCUUGCGCGCUUGGUCUUUGACAUAUUCAGCCUGGUAACGAGCAUCGGUGCCAUCCUAGAGUCCAACGCCACCGCGUUCCAAUAGUGCUCAAUAAACUCCAAAGGAGCUCCCCGGAACCCCUGCCGUGAGCGACAGCUUUGGUAGAUCAGCGCUCUGGGUUCCUCGUUCUUUGAAAAAUGGAUGACUUAGGGGACUUGGCGUGGAAAUCCCACGGUUUCGCUGCCAAGCCCUCCGUUCGCAACAAUGCUACAGGCAACUCUACCCCGCUCAAUCAAUUAGGAGCGGGCUCAACGAAUCCUGCGCAUGCAGGCAUUGGUGGAGCCAAUGCGGGAAUACGGAACAACGCAACUCCGCCAUCAUUCUCUCCAUCGGCAUCUUCGUCGACGACGCCACGCAUGGCGUCUGCGUCAGCAGGCUUUGUUCCUCUUUCGAGCAAUCAGCAGUUUGGGAACGUGGGAAGCGGUGCGAACAAUCCUACGGCCGGAAUCAAGUCGUUCACGUCGCUGUCAUCUCAAUCUGGUGCAUCUGCGUCGCAUAGCAGGUCAGCAUCUCCGCGACCGCCAGCCCCGACAGGGUCAGGAGAUGUUUUCGGAAAUCUGGUUUCCUUUGGCGGAGCUUCUGCUGCACCGAAGCAGACGCUGGGGAACAUGACGAUGGAUCAGCAGCGUCGAGCCCAGGAACAGCAAAAAGCUGGGUAUUCACAGCCUCAGCAAGUGCAGCAGCAGCAAUCGGGGUUGGGAUCCUUGGGCAAUUUUGGGGCAGGGGGAGGAUAUGGUUCCGGCGUGAGCUCUGGACGAAACAGCGGAACGGCCACGCCAAACCUAUCUCGAGCGUAUGGAGGGUCGGGUGGAGUGGCAUCUGCACAGAACGCGUUGCCAAGUAAAAACGACUUCGCUGAUUUGUUUAGCGGCCGCACCGCGCAGCCUGCGGCACCCACUCCAUUAGGAAGUGGUCUAGGAAAGCCCUUGCAGGCAAUGGGAAACAAAGCGUCGCAAGCUUCACAACCAGCAGCUCAAUCAAAUGACGCAUGGAACUUGGAUUUCUUGGCGUCCGGAGGGGCAAGCGCUGCCUCUAGCACCAUGAACAACGGUCCUGGCAAACCCCAUUCGGACGAUCCGUUUGAUUUGGAAUUUUUGGGAGCCCAAUCUAGAAAUGGCACGCCAGCAAGCGAGCCCGUGGCGUCGCUACCAGGAAUCAGUGGCGCGAAAAGCCACACAGCAGAUGACGAUAACUUCCUGGGUCUUUUAGGACGGCCGGUUUCGGAAAUGCCAAAGCCAAAACCUGCGCCUCCGCCUGCUCCUGUGGCGGCACCAAUACCCCAGCAGGCUUCAUCCGCCAGUCAUUCCCGCGCGUCCUCCGUCCCGGUAUUAUCUAAGCAGAGUGCCGAAUCUACUUCCCUCGAUUUCGCGAUAGCUCAGAUUCUCGACAUGGGCUUUGACCAUCAAAGCGCUCGAACCGCCUUGGAAGCGACCGGCAAUGAUGUCACCGCCGCCAUCGAUUUAUUGGUUCAAAAUCGCGAAGCUCAACAAGAAAUCAGAGAGCAUCCCGAUUCCGCGAGAGGCAAACCUGCAGCCUCGAGACAACAGCCUCAACAGCCGUCCCCGUCCCACGCGCAUCGAGUUACCAAGUUCAAAGAUGAUUAUGAGGACGAGUCGUCAGACUCAGAUUACCCCGGUUCAGGAGCGCGGCGAGGAAACAGGUCGGCAAUACCAUCUUCUCGUGCGGACUAUCAACAUGCUCGCGAGUCCAGUGCCGGAUCGAGUAACGCCAGUGCUGGUCUGACCCAAGAGAAGCUUGUGCAGACUGCUAGUGCGAUUGGAACGUCUGUGUUCAAAAAUGCCAAAUCUAUGCUGAAUUACUCCAAGCAGAAAAUUACCGCGGUUGUUGAGAAAGCUCAGGCGGAGUUGGAUGCCGCCUCUUCUGGCGCAAGACCGAGACAGCAGCAAAAUCGUCGGGGUGGAUAUGACGACGAGUAUGACGAUGGCGACCAGGAGGCCGAACGGCGAUACUAUGAGUCAAAGGAGCGGGAAGGACAUCAGAGGGACGACAGUGACGAGGAGGACAAUGCCCCUGGGAGGGGUCAAUCUCCGAGGUUGCAAUUCAAGGAUGAGGGAGACGACGGAUCAUCCCGCUCCAAGUCUUCACAACAGCAACAGCAGCAGCAGCAGCAAUCUCCGCGUUCACAGCAGCAAACAAAUCAUUCGGCGCCGCAGAAGGAGUUCCGCUCAUCCCCAUCCCACCAGCAGGCCUCACAGCACGUCACCAGCCUCUCCUUCGCGGCCCAGACCUCCCCAGCCCCCGUCCGCCCUCCCGCCGCCGCCGCCCCAGCACCAGCCCCCCGCAAACCAACCCCACCACCAGCCGUCACCGCCACCCCCCAACAACUCGAACAAUCCAACCUCCACAAAGAAGCUGGCAACGCCCACUUUAAACAAGGCCAAUUCGGCGACGCCGAAGAAUCCUACACUCACUCCAUCAACGCCCUCCCGGACCUGCAUACCAACCUCACCGCCCUCUACAACAACCGCGCGGCCGCACGACUCAAAACGGGGCAUUACCGGGAAGCCGUCGAAGAUUGCACUUACGUACAGCGCAUGGACGCGAAGGAUCUCAAGAGCCUGUUGCGCCGCGCAACGGCGUGGGAGGCGCUGGAGAAGUGGGAGAAUGCGAGGGAUGAUUAUAAGGCGGUUAUGGCGAUUGAUCCGAGUGUGAAGGCGGCGAGUACCGGGUUGGCGAGGGCGCAGAAGGCGCUGAAGCCGUUGAGUGAGAGUACCCCCGCUGUGGUGGCGCAGAGUGCGGCGACUGUGCCGGUUGUUGCGGCGCGGAGUGCGUUUGCAGACUUUGAGCAGCCUGUGUCGAAGCCCAUGGACCCAUAUGUCGCGAACGCCGUCAACACAGCAGUCGCCAAGCUACGGGAACAGAACGAGGCGGCGGAAAACGAAGAGAACAUGAAGCUUGCGCUCAAAGAUCAAACGGACGAUUUGAUCAACCGCUGGCGCCGAGGCAAAGAAGACAACCUCCGCGCCCUUCUCUCCUCCCUCGACACUGUGCUCUGGUCAGAACUCAAAUGGACAUCCAUCAACCUGUCCGAGCUCAUCACGCCGCAGCAGGUAAAGAUCAAGUAUAUGCGCGCUGUUGCGAGGGUGCAUCCUGAUAAGCUGAGCCAAGACGCGACAGUCGAACACCGACUGAUCGCCAACGGCGUGUUUGGGACACUGAAUAAGGGUUGGGACGCUUUCAAGGCGCAGAACGGCUUGAAUUGAAAGGGAAAAAUAGCUCAUAAUAUCGAUAUCCACCUUAUUCAUCCCACCAUUUCUUUACUUUUUUGGAUAUGCGCAACACGGCUCCGAUUAUCAUUUGCGGCAUUCUUCUCUCUUGCAUAUUCAUGCGUUCUCUUCGAGGGUUUGAAAGAAUAGAUGGUAUAGAAAGCUUGGCG